Messenger RNA from Quercus lobata, 1681 nucleotides. RefSeq lists its product as uncharacterized. NCBI's taxonomy places the organism in Eukaryota, Viridiplantae, Streptophyta, Magnoliopsida, Fagales, Fagaceae. Bases 37 to 1170 code for a protein of 377 amino acids. The transcript has 5 exons. The record is from RefSeq and is a predicted model, not a curated record.
UGUAGGGUUUGAGUAGGUCUUCUGUUAGAAACAAAAAUGGCAGGGGUUGUGAAUAGGAAGAUAUCUGCAUCAUCAGCCAGGACUCACACCAGAGAAGCCAACCAAAAAACCACCGUUAAUAAAACCUCAGUCUCAGGGAUGUUGAGGAGAUCAGGGCUGUUAUUUUUUGUGGGGUUUCUGUCAUGGGCUUUAACGGCAACCCAAAUUCCUGCACCCAAGAUAUGCGGUUCUCCAAAAGGCCCUCCUGUUACAGCAGCAAGAAUAAAACUUAGUGAUGAAAGGCAUUUGGCCUACAAAGAACAUGGUGUGCCUAAAGAAAAAGCCAACUAUAAAAUUAUUUUCGUCCAUGGUUUUGAUUCUUGCAGACAUGAUGCUGUCAUUGCCCAAACACUCUCUCCGGAAAUUGUUAAAGAGUUAGGGAUCUACAUUGUCUCUUUUGACAGACCUGGUUAUGGGGAGAGUGAUCCUAAUCCAAAGAGAACAGUGAAGAGCAUGGCUUUGGAUAUAGAAGAGCUUGCGGAUAAGUUGGAACUAGGAUCAAAAUUCUAUGUAAUAGGUAUCUCAAUGGGUGGGCAGGUGCUUUGGAGUUGCCUCAAGUACAUUCCUCACAGGCUGGCAGGGGCUGGACUAUUAGCUCCAGUGGUUAACUACUGGUGGUCUGGUUUUCCUGGAAACCUAUCAAGUGAAGCCUACAACCAGCAGUUUCGGCAAGAUCAAUGGGCACUUCGUGUUGCUCACUACAUUCCCUGGCUUACCUACUGGUGGAACACUCAAAAAUUGUUCCCCUCUUCUAGUGUUGCAGGUCAUAGUACGGAUGCUCUUUCUCCCCAAGACCAAGAACUCGUGCCAAAGCUUAUUCGGAGAAUAAGCCAUAUGGCAGAGGUAAAACAACAAGGAGCAUUUGAGUCCAUCCAUCGCGACAUGAUUGUUGGAUUUGGGGACUGGGAGUUCAGUCCUAUGGAUCUGGAAAACCCAUUUCCAAACAAUGAAGGUUCAGUCCACUUGUGGCAUGGAGAUGAUGAUAGGAUUGUGCCUGUUACACUGCAACGAUACAUUGCCCAACAGCUACCAUGGAUUCACUAUCAUGAGAUUCCGGGAGCUGGGCACUUGUUCGCAUAUGCUGAUGGAAUGUGUGAUUCUAUCAUCAAGGCAAUUUUGACAGGGGAGUAGACUACUACAUAUGUAAUGAGCUAGCACAGGUCAGUUGGUCUGUGCAUUACAUUUUCUCCUUAGUGUGGACAUCUGAAAUUUUAUUAACUGUCGUAUAAGAAUACAGUUGAUACUAUAAAGGAAAUUUUUAGCCAUGGUGACCUUGACCCCAUUUUACCAAGGGCACAAGAAGAAUACAAGAACUUCGGGGCCUGUUUUCGAGGGGCACAAGUGCUGCUGUUGCUUAAUCCUGGUGAUGUUUCCCAAUAAAUUCUAAGAAGUUAAGAACACAAUAAUUUGUAUUAUUGCUUAAGUGACAUGUUUUGAUUAGUACUAAUAAAAGUGACGUUAGUGUAGGUUCAUGUAAAAGUAAUGUUGCUCAAAUCAUAAUUUGUUAUAUCAAGAUUUUUGAGUAAGAAUAUGAUAAUUGUAGUGUCCCUUGUAUUACUAGAUGUUUCCAAGUUCAAUGCAGAGAAAAGUGUUGGAUUUUAUAGUAUUGAUGUAUUGCUGUCUUUUAAGAUAUGCUUGAGAA